AGAUGGUUGAUUACAAUAAAACAUUAAAUACAAAUUUAAAUGAUAUUACAAAAACAUUAGAAGAUAUGGAGAGUUUAGAUAUGGAAUUAUUUAAUGAUUCAUUUAAAAAAUUAAAAUCUACAAAUGCUCUUAAAGAUUCUAAUAUACAAUCUGAUGGAGAAAUAAAAAAAAAAGUUAUAUUUAAAGAUCCUAAUGAAGAUGAUUUAUUAACUGGAUUAUUAUCUGAUGAAGAAAUUUCUGCAAAAGAAAGUAAGAGUUUAUUUGCAUCUAGUAGUAAAAGCAGUUUGAUAGAAGAUAUUUUCAAAAUCAAAAAUCCAAUUACAUCUACAACGAGUAUUAAAUCAAAUAAUGGAUUAGAAUUGCAUUUAGAGCAAGAAGAAACUAAUCAAUUAUUUUCACAGAAAUUAAAUGGUUAUUCACCUUCUAAAAGUAAUUUUAUUAUAUCACAAAAUGAAUUUAAAGAAAAAAAUAUACAGAAAUUGAAAACUAUAUCUAAAAAUGAAGAUAUUUUAAUGAAUUUAAAUGAUAAAUGUGAUAUAAUAGAUAAAACAAAGAGAUUAUCUUUAAGAGAGCAUUCAUUUGAAAAUCAAUCUCAUUCACCAAAUGUUGUGGAUUCUAUUAUUCCUAAAAAUAAUAAAAAAACAGAAUUAGAACAAUCUACAAAUAUACAAGAAUCAAAAUUAGAUGCUACUGAUUUAUCAACUAAAUUCUUUGCAAAAGAAUCUCGUAGAGGUAGAAGAAAUACAAAAAUUAUAAAUGAUCCUCUUGGUUUGUUAUCUGUUGAUUUAUUAUCAAAUCAAAAUCUUGAAUUGAUGACAAAUGAAAAUGUUUCAACUAAAAAUUCUGUUAUACAAAAUAUGAAAACAGAAAAGGAUUUACCAGAAUGGUUGGGUGGUCCAAAAAAAUUAACAACAAAUGAAAAAAUAACUAAAAUUGAUAAAACAGUUACUUCUAAACAAAAUAUUGAAAUUCAAAAUACAAACAGUACAGUAGGUUCAAAAAAAUCUGGUACAAAUGAUUUAGAAGAUACAUCUAUUUUCCCAUUCUUGUUUGGCACACAAUUACAUCAAGAAAAUGCAUUUGUAAAUAUGCAACAACAAGAACAUGAAUUAAGAACAGCAGCAAUAUUUUCUCUACAAAAUGAACAAUUAAAUAAAAUAACAAAUGCACAACAUUCUGCAUUACAUAAUCAAGAGAAACAAUUUAAUGCACUUCUAAAAUUACAGUUUGAAAGACAAACUUUAUUGGAAAAACAAAUAAAAAUUCAACAAGAACGAAUUAAUCAAUAUAUUAAUGUUUUAAUGACACAGUCUGUAUCAAUACCAAAUACUACAAUUUAUAAAUUGGAUUUAGAUGAAGAAGAAAAGAAAUUUAUAAAUGAAAUUAAAGAAAUGAAAGAUAGGAUAAAAAAAUUAGAAGAAGAAAAAUCAAAAUUGGAAAAUAAAUUAUCCUAUAUAAAUGAAAAAUAUGAUAGCGAAUUAUCAUUUCAAGCAGAAUUUUAUGAAAGACAAAUUUCAUUUUUAAGAGAAGUAAUAACAAAAUCAGAAGGAAGAAUUAAAAAAGAAAUAGAAUAUUUAGAAACAGAUUACAUAACAAAAUUCGAAAAAUUAAAAAAUGAAAAAUUACAAAUAGAAAACGAAUAUAAAGAAAAAAUUCACAAUUUAAAGAAUGAACAUGCUCAAAAUAUAGAAGAUCUUUGUAAAUUACAUUCUGAAAACAUAAAACUUUUACAAAAACAAUAUAAUAAUGUAAUAGAAAACAUAUCUAAAGCUAAGCAAAUAGAAGAUCAAAUGAUACAAAUUAUGACAACUCGAACAACUGAUAUAGAAAAUAUAUUACAAAAGGCUAAUGUUAUUAUUGAAGAUAUAAUAGAAAAUAAAAAAAAAUUGGAAAUUAAACAUAAAGAAAUAAUGGAAUCUCAUGAAAAUACUUUGAAAUUACAGGAAGAUGAUAUAAAAGCUCAGAGGCUUGAAUUAAAGCAUCAAAAUAAUGUCCUAGAAGAACAUCGUAAUAAAUUUAUAGAAACAACGGAGAAACUUGACAUUCGUCUUACAAGUCUUAUAACUGAACUUCAAAAACAAAGUACAUUAUGCAAUCAGGCAGAAGAAACACUUGAGAAAAAAGCAACAAAUCUUUUAAAAGAAAGAGAAUUAUUUGAAGAAAAAAUGAAAUGGGAACGUGAUUAUAUGGAGACAUUGAAGGAAUCUUGGAUGAAAGAACAAGAGAGACAAUUAAAAUUACUUGCAGAAGAAAAAGAAAUAAUAACAAUUGAAAAAGCAGAAUUACAAAUUUCAAAUAAAUUACAAAACAAUAAUGAAAUUGAUAAAAUAGAGUUGGAGACUGCUGUUAAAACUGCACAAGAAGCAACUAUAUCUGCUAAUCGAAAUAAAUUAAAAUGGCAAGAAAAAAUUAAUGAACUCGAUAUUCAUAAGCAAAUUUUACAAGAUAAGGAGAAUUUACUUAUUUUACGUGCCAAAGAACUUGAAUAUCUUACACAAUCUGCAUUAAUUAAAAAAAAAGAAGGAAUGAAAGCUUUAAAAAAUGCAAAACACUUAGAAAAUCAAAAUAAACAAAAAUUUAAUCAGUUACAAUUACAAAUUCAAGCAUUAAUGGAAAAAGAAAAAAAAAUUGCAACUGAAAAAUACAAUGUUACAAAGGAUAGAAUUAAAAAAGUUUCUUCAGUUUAUGAAACUGAAAAACCAGAAAGAGAUCUAAAUGUUUCACGUAAUUUUCAAAAUGAUAUACCAUUUUCUGAAAUACAAUCAAAAUCUGAAAUCACUACAGAAUUAAUGAAUAUUGUAGAUCCAAACUUAAUUAUGUUAAAAUUAAAUCUCAAUGAUGAGUUUAAUACUAUUGAUAAAUAUAUAAACUUCUAAAUAGACAUUUAAAAGAUAUUUUGAAAAUAAUUCACAAAAGAUUUUAAUGUUUGCUGAAAAUAUUUCUUAAAUCUAGCAUUAAUAUUUAAAAAUAAAAUUAAAUAAAAAGGAUUACCUUAUCAAUAAAUAAUAAUAAAAUGUAAUUUUCUUAUUCAAAAUAUAAUAAUGUUUGUUUAGAUUUUAAUAUCUUCAUCUAUAAAUAAAUAAUGCUAUUGCAAUUAAAUUAUUCUUAAAUUUAAAAUUCUUUUUCAUAAUGUACUUUAUAUAAUUUAAUAAUAAUUUAAAUAUUUGUAACAAAAUAAUUAUUAAAUAACACUUUAUAUAUUGAACAAACUUACCAUCAUUAACCAAACAAUAUUCUUGCAAUAUUUCUGUAUUUUUUUGUAAUGUUUUUAUAUCUGAAAUUAAGGACUUUACUUUACAAAGUUCACUUCCUAUGCUUUUUGUACAAAAUGUCUGAAAAAAUACAUAUAUAUAAAAUAAAAUAAAUUUAAAUAAUAG
This is a messenger RNA of Apis dorsata (giant honeybee), 3377 nucleotides long. RefSeq names its product centrosomal protein of 112 kDa-like (gene twy). The transcript has 12 exons. Lineage: Eukaryota; Metazoa; Arthropoda; Insecta; Hymenoptera; Apidae. Gene Ontology annotation, biological process: establishment of epithelial cell polarity; cilium assembly. The record is from RefSeq and is a predicted model, not a curated record. Gene Ontology annotation, cellular component: centriole; ciliary transition fiber; ciliary basal body. The coding region runs from base 3 to 2876 and encodes 957 amino acids.